Messenger RNA from Polypterus senegalus (gray bichir), 854 nucleotides. Its product is annotated as T-cell-specific surface glycoprotein CD28-like. The record is from RefSeq and is a predicted model, not a curated record. NCBI's taxonomy places the organism in Eukaryota, Metazoa, Chordata, Cladistia, Polypteriformes, Polypteridae. Bases 40 to 678 code for a protein of 212 amino acids. Gene Ontology annotation, cellular component: external side of plasma membrane. The transcript has 4 exons. Gene Ontology annotation, biological process: regulation of T cell proliferation; T cell receptor signaling pathway.
GGCCUGUCACAGGCUGCGCUCUCAUUGCUGCCUGACACCAUGCUGCCCGGGUUACUGCUGCUGGCGCUCUGCCUGGGGCACCUGAAGGCCUUCAAGGUCGUGCAGUCUCAGCGUGUGCCCAUCACCAGCGGGGGGAUGGCGUCCCUCAGCUGCUCCUAUGAAAUUCCACUCUCCGAGGCCAAAGAGGUCCAUGUGUUCCUUCACCGGGUGCUCCACAACGACACGACGUCCUGCGACAAGAGCACGGGCACCUCAGUGGACCCAUUCAAUUGCGCCAUGAGCUCUCAGGAGCAGAACAGCACCCACAGCAGCUUCACGCUGACCAUCGAGAAUCUCAAAAAGGACGACGAGGACGUCUACAUCUGCAAAGUGGAGAAGCGGAAGCCCUUCCCAUACGAGGACGGAGUGGGUGUGGGGACCCUGGUGCUCAUUGCCGCCCAGCUGCCAAACGAAUGUGACAAAGUUCUAGAAAUGCAGCCGGACCCACUGCUGGUCACCGUGGCCGUCAUUGCGGGGAUUCUGCUGCUGUACAGCGUGGCCAUCAGUGUCAGCUGGGGACUUGUAGAGACACGGCGGCGGGCUGCCAUGAAGCUGGACAACAACUCGGAGUACAUGGACAUGCGCAAAGGGCUGGCCAACGGAGGGGGCCGCAGACCGGACCACUGGUGUGCCACAUAGGGGGGCACCACAACUGGCGUGUGAGCCAAAGGGACUGAGGACGAGAGCGGCCAGGCACCAUGAUGGACACUGCAUGGACCUCACUGCCUGGGCCUUUAUUAGUCAGUGUUGUACACUUGAGGGGCACUAGAGAGACCACUUUAUGUUUUACUCAUAAAAAAAACAAAAAACGUCAA